Messenger RNA from Indicator indicator, 1604 nucleotides. It is a transcript of the gene SAMM50, whose product is annotated as SAMM50 sorting and assembly machinery component. Gene Ontology annotation, biological process: mitochondrial respiratory chain complex assembly; protein insertion into mitochondrial outer membrane. Gene Ontology annotation, cellular component: SAM complex; outer membrane. The coding region runs from base 10 to 1419 and encodes 469 amino acids. NCBI's taxonomy places the organism in Eukaryota, Metazoa, Chordata, Aves, Piciformes, Indicatoridae. The record is from RefSeq and is a predicted model, not a curated record. The transcript has 15 exons.
UUUGCCGUCAUGGGCACCGUGCACGCACGGAGUUUGGAGCCUCUUCCAAUGGGUGGGCCAGAUUUUGGUGCCUUGGGAGAGGAAGCUGAACUGGUUGAAGUUGAACCUGAGGCCAAGCAGGAAAUUCUUGAAAACAAAGAUGUGGUGGUUCAGCAUGUGCACUUUGAUGGACUUGGAAGGACCAAAGAUGAUAUUAUCAUGUAUGAAAUUGCUGAUGUUUUCAAGGCGAAAAAUCUCAUUGAUGUGAUGAGAAAAUCGCAUGAAGCUCGUGAAAAUUUGCUUCGCCUUGGAAUCUUUAGACAGGUAGACGUUCUGAUUGAUACCUGUCAGGGAGAUGAUGCCCUUCCAAAUGGUUUAGACGUAACCUUUGAAGUAACAGAAUUGAGAAGACUAACUGGAAGCUAUAACACUAUGGUUGGCAACAAUGAAGGCAGCAUGGUACUUGGGCUUAAAUUCCCAAAUCUCUUUGGGCGUGCAGAAAAGGUAACCUUCCAGUUUUCCUACGGAACAAAGGAAACUUCCUACGGCCUGUCAUUCUUCAAACCACAGCCUGGAAAGUUUGAAAGAAAUUUUUCAGUUAACCUCUAUAAAGUAACUGGGCAGUUUCCUUGGAGCUCUCUUCGUGAAACUGAUAGAGGAAUUUCCACAGAAUUUAAUUUUCCAAUCUGGAAGACCAAUCACACACUGAAGUGGGAGGGUGUGUGGAGAGAGCUUGGCUGCCUUGCUAGAACAGCAUCUUUUUCUGUUCGAGAAGAAAGUGGACACUCUCUUAAAUCUUCUCUCUCUCAUGCUAUGGUUAUUGAUUCCCGGAACUCUUCGAUUUUGCCAAAACGAGGUGCUUUGCUAAAAAUUAAUCAGGAGUUGGCUGGCUAUACAGGUGGAGAUGUGAGCUUUCUGAAAGAGGAUUUUGAGUUUCAGCUGAAUAAGCAACUGCUCUGGGAUUCGGUUUUCUCAGCAUCGCUUUGGGGUGGAAUACUAGUGCCUAUUGGAGACAAGCCAUCCAGUAUAGCUGACAGGUUUUACCUUGGUGGACCAACAAGCGUGCGUGGAUUCAGUAUGUACAGCAUCGGGCCCCAGAGUGAAGGUGAUUAUUUGGGAGGAGAAGCCUACUGGGCUGGUGGCUUGCAUCUAUAUACCCCUCUCCCUUUCCGGCCAGGCCAGGGAGGGUUUGGAGACCUUUUCCGAACACAUUUUUUCCUUAAUGCUGGAAACCUCUGCAAUCUUAACUAUGGUGAUGGUCCCAGAGCUCACCUGCAGAAACUGGCAGAGUAUAUUCGAUGGUCUUACGGUGCUGGAAUCGUGCUCCGACUUGGAAACAUUGCCAGAUUAGAACUUAACUACUGUUUCCCCCUGGGAGUACAGUCUGGUGACAGGAUAUGUGAUGGUGUUCAAUUUGGAGCAGGAAUUAGAUUUCUAUAAUUCACAAACAUUUUACAUCAGUAUAUGAAAUUGUGCUCUGUAAUUGAAAUCAAGACUAUAAAAUAGCUUGAUGUGGUCUAACUUUUUCCUUGAACUAUGGAUACACAUUGGAGUGAUUUACCCUUCAGACUCUACCAGAAACUACAUUAAAGAAUUAUGCUGUAAAGGUUCAUUGUACUCUGAUU